AUGAUUCCCGGAAUCGAUUAUCCAUUUCAGUAUGUCGCCAAAGCCAUAGGAGCAUCUACCGACGAGAUCAAGUUGAUAUUCAGCUUUCUCAUGAGCUAUCCGCUUGCUGGCCUUCUCAAGCGUAUUCCUGAUCAAAAACCUAACCAGAAGAAUAUUUUCAUCGUCGCGGUCAGUCUCUUUUAUUUCAUUGGCCUCUUCGAUCUCUAUGAUGGCCUUCGCACCUUUCUUUAUAGUGCAGUUGGUACAUAUGCCAUUGCCUACUAUGUUGAUGGGAGUCUGAUGCCUUGGAUCGUGUUUUUCUACCUGAUGGCCUAUAUGUCUUGGUCCCACAUCGUCCGCCAGCGCCUCAACGAUCCCUCUGUUGUGGACAUCACGGGGGGUCAAAUGAUCCUGGUCAUCAAGCUGAGCUCAUUUGCUUGGAAUGUUCACGACGGCCGUCUCAAGCCCGACCUGAUGACCGACAGCCAGAAAGAUCGGGCCAUCUAUGAAAUGCCCGAUUUCUUGGAUUAUGCUGGCUACGUCUUUUUCUUUCCCUCAGUCUGGACCGGCCCUGCCUUUGAUUAUGUCGACUACAAACGCUGGUUGCAAACAACCAUGUUCGAAAUUCCUGAAGGUUCAAAAGCACCCCCCACUCGAUCAAACAGGCGUAUUCCUCGCUCAGGUACGCCUGCCACAAAGAAAGCCAUCAUUGGCUUGCUCUGGAUCGGUCUCUAUGUCCAAUUCUCCGGCUUAUACACCACCAACCUACUCCUUUCCGACGAUUAUUUGAAGUACUCAUUUUUCCGUCGUGUUUGGCUGCUAUACAUGCUUGGUUUCACUUCCCGCCUGAAAUACUACGGUGUAUGGACAUUGACCGAAGGAGCUUGUAUUCUCUCCGGAUUGGGUUAUAAUGGUCUCGACCCCAAGACAGGCAAAGCAUUGUGGAACCGACUCGAGAACGUCAAUGCUUGGGAGAUCGAAACUGCCCAGAAUUCGAGAGCGUAUCUGGAUGGCUGGAACAAAAACACCAACAAAUGGCUCCGAAAUUAUGUUUAUCUGCGUGUCACACCAAAGGGAAAGAAACCUGGCUUCCGCGCCACUCUUGCCACUUUUAUCACUUCAGCUUUCUGGCACGGCUUCUACCCAGGAUAUUACCUCACAUUCCUGAUGGGAGCUUUCAUUCAGACUGUCGCGAAGAAUUUCCGUCGCUAUGUUCGCCCCUUCUUCCUCGUUCCCGACGGUUCAAAACCAACAAAGUACAAAAUCUACUAUGAUAUUGCCAGCUAUGUCAUUACUCAACUAGCCUUUUGCUUCACCACAGCUCCCUUCGUUAUUCUGGGGUUCACCGACAGUCUAGUUGUCUGGGCCAGGGUCUACUUUUAUGCCAUUGUCGGUAUCAUUGUUUCUGUGGCUUUCUUCUCCUCCCCUGCCAAGAAGAUUCUCGUCAAGAAGCUCGACAAACGGAACCACCCCCACGUUCGGAAGACUUUGUCUCAAGAAACAAAUUAUCCACCAAGUCUUGGACUCCCCAGCGAUCCCGGAAGGGAGAUCGAUGAGGCCAUUGACGAGAUCAAACAAGAAGUUGAUGCCCGGCGUAGGCGUGGCAGUACCGUCACAAUGCCAUCUGGUGAGGGCCUCAAACGAGCCAUUGAGCAAAAAAUCGGGCGAAAAUUGGAAUUUGGUUCCGGUCCUGGUCAAACACUAGUCGAUGCCAAAGCUGAAAGCAUUGCCAGCGGUGCCUCUACUGCUGGAGCAAAGGCAAGAAAACAACAAAGUGAUAUCGCAGGUGCUGGCAUCACUCCAAAUCUGAAUCCUGAUCAAAUCCUGAAAGGAAGGAAUGCUAUCAACAAGUGA
Messenger RNA from Exophiala bonariae, 1833 nucleotides. RefSeq lists its product as uncharacterized. Gene Ontology annotation, molecular function: 1-acylglycerophosphocholine O-acyltransferase activity; 1-acylglycerol-3-phosphate O-acyltransferase activity. Bases 1 to 1833 code for a protein of 610 amino acids. NCBI's taxonomy places the organism in Eukaryota, Fungi, Ascomycota, Eurotiomycetes, Chaetothyriales, Herpotrichiellaceae. Gene Ontology annotation, biological process: lipid modification; glycerophospholipid biosynthetic process. The transcript is spliced from 3 exons. The record is from RefSeq and is a predicted model, not a curated record. Gene Ontology annotation, cellular component: endoplasmic reticulum; membrane.